Messenger RNA from Hydra vulgaris (swiftwater hydra), 5847 nucleotides. RefSeq names its product multiple PDZ domain protein. Gene Ontology annotation, molecular function: protein binding. NCBI's taxonomy places the organism in Eukaryota, Metazoa, Cnidaria, Hydrozoa, Anthoathecata, Hydridae. The record is from RefSeq and is a predicted model, not a curated record.
AAAUUUCACUUUAUCAAUAAAAAUAAAGAAAAUGUUUAUUUUAUAUGUGCCUACCUAUGUGCUUACUUUAACAUUUUGUAUGACUAAUUGAAGAUUUUACAUCGUGCACAUUUAAAUAAUACUUUUAGAAGUUGUGCUUGACUGGGAGCGUCCAGAACAAAGACAGGCACCUUACGCAAUGACCGAGUUCCAAUUCCUGUUAUAACUGGAGGGGUGUAUGUAUAUGCUCAUGCAGUGAUAAAUUUUAAAUUGGAUCAGUUUUUAUCAAAAACUUAUUAAAAUGUCACAAACACUACUUGAAGGAACCAGCCAAGUUUGUGAUAUUCUUGAAAGGUUCCGCCAUAAUCUUAAAUCAGAAGGAAAUUAUGAACAUGAUAAAGAUCUAGCUGAUAUGAUUUCAAUGCUUGAUUCUCCAUUAUUUAAGCAAAUUGUAACAGUUCAUGACUCUCUUAAUGAACUCAAUAAGAAAUUUCAAACUACUAGAGAUAUUAGCAUCAAUGACUUUGAUUUUUCACCAACUGGAGAGCUUAUUUGGAAUCGGAAAAGAAAUGAUAGUUUUGAUGGAAGAUUUCUUAAAAUUAAUGGUGUACAAGAUUUUGAUGCAAGUGAUGACACUGAUUUUGAUGAUUCAAUCCUUGUUGAUUCUGAUUACUAUAACGAUAAAUAUUUUGUGAAUGGAGUUUUAUUAGCUGGAUAUGGAAGACACAUAGAAACUAUUAAAUUAGAAAAACCAAAUUUUGGAGGACUUGGUUUUAGUGUUGUUGGACUAAAAAGUGAAAACCGCGGUGAACUGGGGAUCUUUGUUCAAAACUUACAGCUAGGUGGAAUAGCUGAAAGGGAUGGCCGUCUACAAGUAUCUGAUCAAAUAUUAGCAAUUAAUGGAAAACUUGUAGACACAGCAAAAUCUCACCAGGAGGCAAUUUCGUUUUUACAGCAGAUCAAGGGAACAAUAGAAAUUAUUAUUGCUCGUGGUGAUUCACAAAGUCUUAAUAUGUUACCAGAGAAUGAUCAGUCACUUUUUAAUUAUGCACCAGAGGCACAAAGUCCUAAUGUAUUUAGAUUGAAAACACCAGGAAACAAUAUGCAAGAGGUUUUAACAAUAAAUCUCUAUAACGAUGGUUCAGGUUUAGGAUUUGGUAUUGUUGGUAGUAAAAAAUCAGGUGUCAUUGUGCGAAGUAUUGUUCCAGGUGGAGUAGCUGAUCGUGAUGGUCACUUAAGGAGUGGAGAUCAGAUAUUACAAAUAAAUAAUGAGAGUUUCACAGGGUUAGGAAGUGAUAAUGUUGCAAACAUAAUUCGAAAAGCUGGUAAACAUGUUAAGCUUGUGAUAGCUAGAGAUAUGAGGGAAGAAGAGGAGUCACAAGACCUAUCAGAUGAGAAAACAAUGUGGAGAGAUAUGGAGACAUUUGAAAUUCAACUUCUUAAAAAUGAAAAAGGAUUAGGUAUUCAAAUAGCAGUAUAUGUUGAUAAUGGUGUUGCAUCAGACAAGCUUUCAAGUAUAUUUAUACAGAAGAUUACAGAAGGAAGUGCAGCUGCUCAAGAUGGCAGACUUAGAAUUAAUGACCAAAUAUUAAGGGUUGACAAUAAAGACUUACAUGGUAUGAAUUACAUGGAAGCAAUUGAAGUAAUGCGAAAUACUGAUAAAUUGGUAAAUCUUGUAAUAGCAAGAGAACGUAGAAGACUUAGUGAAGGACUUUCUGAAGAUGAUCUCAGUAUUGCAUUUGCUAACAGUUAUUUGUUUGAUGAAGAUCUCUCUCCAGAAGAAGAAAAUGAGAUCGAAACCAAGUAUAAAGCAUUAUUAGGAAAUGAUUUACAAAUUCAGGUUGCACAGUUUUCUAAAUUUAAAGAUAGCCCAGCCUUAGGCAUAAGUGUUGAAGGCUCUACAGAGCAUCACGCUGGAGUAUCUAUGAGACAUCGAAUUCAUUCUGUUUUUCCUGAUGGUCCCGUUGGUAAAACAAAUAGAGUUUUCCCUGGCGACUUUUUAAUUGAAGUAAAUGGUAUAGUUGUACUUGAACUCAGCCAUCUUGAAGUUGUAACUCUUAUUCAAAGUUUACCAGAACACAUUCGUUUGGUUGUUGCUCGUUAUAAUGAAGAUAGACAAAAUGUGGAUGACGAUGUUGAAGAAACCAAUGAGAUUACAGGAGUUAAUUCAAAAUUUAGUAAUGAAAUCACAUACAUUCAAUUAGAAAAGCAAGAUGCAGGUCUUGGAUUUAGUAUUUUGGAUUACCAGGAUCCAAUGGCAUCUUCAAAAACUGCAAUUAUUAUUAAAAAUGUAGUUCCUGGUGGUGCUGCACAUGUUAAUGGAGUUCUUGAACCUGGGGAUCAAUUAGUAUCUGUUAAUGGAGUGAGAUUUGAUAAUGUAUCUCUUGAUACAGCUGUCCAGAUUCUUAAAUCAGCCCCAAAAGGAAUUGUUUCUAUUGGUGUAUUGAAAAAGCAAAAAGAAUUUUCUGUUAAAUCUGAUUUAAAUAAACUAAAGAAUGAUACAGUGGCAAGCAUUGUAUCAAACAAAUCGAUUCAGAACACAUCGGAGACAUCUGAUUUUAGACACUCAGAGGUUGUUAAUGAAUCUGCACCAUCAAUUAAUGAUGAAGGAAUAAUCACAAUUCAUAUAGUAAAUGAUAGUGCGGGAAUAGGCAUUAGUCUUGGUGAUGACCCAGAUGGGCAUGGCUGUCCAGUCAAGGGAAUAAUUGAAUCUGGUUCAGUAAAACAAAACGGAAACAUCCAAAUAAAUGAUCGCAUUGUUUCAAUUUGUGGGGAAAAUUUAAGACAGCAAUCAUCUCAACAUGCAAGAUCUGUUUUGCAAAAGGCAUCAAUGCAAGAAAAAAUUGUUAUAUCCUAUUUACCUGCCUCUAAAGUAUUGCAAUUGCAAAGUUUGGAUAAUAAGAAAAUAGAAACUCGUGAAAUCGAUCAAAAGUUGAAGGAGACUCCACCAGUAAUAAAGCCACCACCACCAAACUUCUUUCAAGCACCGCCACCACUUCAUUACUCUAAUAUUUUUCAAGAACCUAGAACAGUGGAAAUUAAACGUGAUGUAGAAUAUGGUCUUGGAAUCAGCAUUGUUGGUGGUAGACAAGAUGAAAAUGGCCAAAGGCUUCAUGGUAUAUAUAUAAAAAAUGUUUUAGAAAAUGCUCCUGCAAGUGUUGGUUCAAGUUCUUUGUUAACUGGUGACCAGAUUUUAGAGGUAAAUGGAGUUAAUUUAGUUAAUGCGACUCACGAAGAAGCAGUAGCUGCAAUUAAAAAUGCUCCUGAUCCAGUAAAGUUUGUGGUUCAAAGACUACGAAGUCCUUCUCCACCUGUAGAAAGAGAAAGCCAAAUAAAUGAAGACCAGCCUAUUUUAACAGAUAUAUAUGGAGAAGAAAUAGAUCAAAACAAAUUAAACCUCUACAGUAACAUUGAUGGACCAAUUUUUACUGUUAAUCUAAUCAAAGGUAAACUAGGAAUCGGAUUAAGUAUUGCUGGUGGCAAAGGAGCAGAGUCAAAUCACAUAUUUGUAAUUGAUGUGAAACCAGGUGGACCAGCAGAUGUUGAUGGACGAAUACAGCGUGGGGAUGAACUGUUAGAGGUAAAUGAUGUCAAGGUUCAAGGUCUUUCACACCAAGAUGCUUCUAAUAUUCUUCGCAAAGCUGAAACUACUGCUAAGCUUCUCCUCGGUCGACCAAAUGAUCCAUCACAAUUUAACACUCUUUUUCCAAGUGAAAAAAUUCCAGUCCCUAACAAAAUGAAAACUGUCUGUGUGGAACAAACAAUAGUUUUAAACAAGGCAAACGCAGGCCUCGGAUUCGCCAUUGGAGAGGGUAGAAGGUCAUCUGAUGGACAAGCAGGGAUAUUUAUUCGUAACAUUACUGAGGGUGGCACUGCAUUUAAAGAUGGAAGACUUUCGGUAGGAGAUCAACUCCUGUUUAUCAAUGGUCAUUCACUACGAGGUUUGUCUCAAAGUCAGGCAGUGAGUAGAAUUCGUGACUCAGAAGGUGAAGUGGUGCUUCAAGUGUCUCGAGAAAUUGAAGUUCCACUGGAUGACGAUAAAAACAUAACGAAAACAGAUAGUGAGCAAUUAUCCACAGAAACAGAAAACUUUUCUUCUACUUUGACAUCUUUUUCUCCACAUCUUCCAGUUAUAUCCUCGCCUAUUCGUGUUUUGGACUCAGUGAAUGAACUUGAAGAAGUUUUAACAAAAAAUCCUAUUAUCCUUGGUAAUCCUACAAGCAUUCAAAUAAACAUAGUGGAUAAAGGUCUAGGAAUAAGUAUUGUUGGCGGAGUAGACACUCCAUUGGUAGAUGUUUUUAUAGUGGAAAUUUUUGCUGAUGGUGCUGCUUUUGAAGACAAUAGACUUUGGUCAGGUGAUCAAAUAUUGAAAGUGAAUGAAUAUGAUAUGAGAGGUAUAACACAUGACAUGGCAGUCAAUGCAUUGUGCAGCGAUGUUGCUGUUAUGCGAUUAGUUGUACUUAGAAGUGAUGAGAUAUCUAAAGAUCCGAAUUCGUUUGACUAUUUCACAGUCAGCAUUGAAAAACCAAGCAUAGGUGGUCUUGGUCUAACCAUUGUAGGAAGAAACGAAACCGGUGUUUUUAUAUCCGAUGUUGUGAAAGGAAGUGUCGCUGAUUUAUGUGGAAAAUUAGCUCAUGGAGAUGAAAUUCUUUCUAUCAACGGUGAAGACCUGAGGAGUUCUUCUCAAGAAAAAGCUGCCGCGAUGUUAAAACGCGUUCAAGGCUCUGUUACGUUAGAAGUAUCACGGUUAAAAGGAGUUUCAUCGCGUGAUCAUGCAAAACCUGACAAAAAUCUACCAGCUGGCUACGAUAAAUCAGUAGAAUCUUUAAUACCGUGUAUUCCGGGUGGUUUUAAACAAACAAGCGAUGGUCAUCUUAUCGAAUUUUACAGAUCCGCUAAAGAGCCUCUUGGCAUGAGUCUCACUCCGGGACCAAAUGGAGUUAUUUCUGUGUCGUACAUUCAGCCAGGAUCGGUUGCUGGUAGGACUCACCUUCGCAUUGGUGAUCGUCUUUUAAAAAUAAAUGAUUAUACAGUCCAAGAUAUUUCAACUGCUCAGUCAAUGCUAGCUGAAUUAACAGGAAGAGUGGUUUUGUCUAUUAGCCGUCCAAUUGUUGGUAAGGGGCAUCCGGCCGCAACCUUAACGACUAUAAAUCAAGAAAAUGAAUCACUUGAAGCUAAGUCCUCAAACUUGCAUUCAAGCACCGGCUCAAAUGAUAGUAUUAUUUUUAAACCGCAUAUCAAGUCUAUAGAGCUUGAGCGUGGUUCAGAAGGACUAGGUUUUAGUAUAGUCGGUGGAUGUGGUUCACCUCAUGGAAAUUUACCGAUUUACGUUAAAACAGUUUUCGAGAAAGGUGCUGCUGCGAAAGACACCCGUUUGAAAAGAGGAGACCAAAUUCUUGAUGUUAAUGGUAUAAGUCUAGAAGGUGUGACCCACGAAGUAGCUGUCAAUAUCUUAAAAAAAAGCAAAGGCUCCAUAAAAUUAACUGUUUUGUCAUCUUCCUAAUUUAUCCAAAUAAAAUAAUACCCGAAUCGCACAGGUCUCCACAAAAAAGAAUAAGAAAUUGGCGAAUAACAUGUUCUGGUAAACAUGCAGUUUGUACAAUAGUAUGUGCAUGUUCCUGUAAACACGCUGACUUAUGGACACAAUAGAUAUCAAUGGUGUGCAUUUUUUGAUGAAAGGGGGAAAGACGCUUCUUAUUUAAAAAGUAAAAAAAAACAUGUUUUGUUUUCUAUUCAUUGUUCAUUAUAAGUAUAUAAAAAAUUUAUAAUAUUUUAUUACAAGAAAAUAAUUAAAAAUACAAGUUACUACUUGUAUUUUUAUACUGUCACACUUUCUUAAGUUGAAUAAAAAAUCGAUUUGUAACUUUA